Molecule: messenger RNA, 939 nt
Organism: Alternaria burnsii
Lineage: Eukaryota; Fungi; Ascomycota; Dothideomycetes; Pleosporales; Pleosporaceae
Exons: 1
Coding region: 1-939 (312 amino acids)
Source: RefSeq, a predicted model, not a curated record
AUGUUGCCCAAGGCCUGGCUGUCGGUUUUUGUCCUCACUGUCGCAUCGUCGGCCUUUACGCUGGAGGAUCUUCACAUGGACGGCAUCAAUCAGUACAUCCACCAGGGCAAGAGGCAAGACGCCGAAGGCACCGGCGCCUCUUCAGCGUCUGCCGCUGCCGCAACGUCAUCAGCUGCACCGCCAGCUUCCUCCGCCGCCCCUCCUGCUACAUCGUCAGCCGCGCCAGCGACGUCAGCGACUCCUCAGCCAGAACCUUCAACCACGAACAAUCCAGCACCUUCCGACGACCCCACAUCUGACGCUCCUCCGGCUUCGACUCCUGCAGCAACACCAACUACCGAUGGCGGUAACAACAACAGCAACAAUAACAACGACAACACCCGAACGACUGCAGAAGGCACAAGUGCUACCGGUGGUGGCGGGAGCGCUGGUAACUCAGCAACCCCUACCCGGGAGGCCAGCUCUUCCGUAAGGACAACAGCGGUUGUCAGGACUACACCUCUUGUUUCAACUUCCCUUUCAGAGUACACCAGGACCGUCACCUCGACUCUCGAGAAUGGCCAAGUAACCACUGCAACCUCGACAGGCACCAGCACUUCCCUUGCCACCACUGGGCAAGCCGUUGUCACAGACCCACCUACUGCACAGGCAGGCGACAGCGACAACGGCGGUGGCAUCAGCGAUUCCAACAAGAAGGUCAUUGGAGGCGUUGUCGGUGGUGUAGGCGGUGCCCUCCUCCUCGGUGGCAUUGCUCUCGUCUUCUGGCGCAUGAAGAAGCGCCAAGCGCGUGUCCACGAAGACGACGAUGACCUCAUGGCCGGCACUGGCUCAGCCCUUGGUGACAAACCCCAGAACGGCACUGGAUCGUCGCCCUUCCAGUCGAACCUCGAGCAAUACCACAACCCUGGAGGACGCCCCAAUGCGGCUGCUAACUUCUAG